Messenger RNA from Brachypodium distachyon (stiff brome), 2298 nucleotides. Its product is annotated as TBC1 domain family member 15. The coding region runs from base 101 to 2134 and encodes 677 amino acids. The record is from RefSeq and is a predicted model, not a curated record. The transcript has 15 exons. Gene Ontology annotation, molecular function: GTPase activator activity. Gene Ontology annotation, biological process: activation of GTPase activity. Lineage: Eukaryota; Viridiplantae; Streptophyta; Magnoliopsida; Poales; Poaceae.
CCAAACAAGGCUAGCCUAUAUAAUAAUCGAUACAUUAUUCGUCCCAGUGACCAAAGCCCGAGAUCAGGAACCGAAUCCCAGCGAGCAACUCUCCCGAUCGAUGCGUGGGGAAGCAGCAGCAGACGCCGGGGCGGGCUACCCGCGCUCGCCGGAGCCCCACGACCUCUCCGACGAUUCAGACUACGCCGCUGCCGCCGCCGCCUCCGCUUCCAUCCACGCGGCGAUAAGGAGCGAUAUGGCCGACAUAGGGUCUGAGGAGACUGCGAGGGUGGAUGUGGUGUACGAGAAGGAGCGUGUGACGAUCCACCCAACGCAGUAUGGCUCCAGCCGGAUCAGCGGGAAGCUGCGCCUCUACUUGCAGCUGGGCGCUCUGUUCCUGAGUUGGGAGCCAAAUGAGGGAGUUGAUUCUUUCUCAACCAGUUCAGUCACCGCGGAAAUAGAAAAAUAUAGAAAUUUGUACACCAUCCAGGCUUUGCCUGUAAGUGACAUACGCUUCAUCCGUCGGUACAACCCAACAUUUGGAUUGGAGUACAUAAUCAUUGUUCUCUCAUCAGGCUUGGCUUUUCCCCCAUUCUACUUCUACAACGGUGGAACUCGUGAAUUGUUUGCAACAAUGAAGCAACACGUCUUCAUUAUCAGGUCGGAUGACGAUCCUACUUUAUUUCUUGUCAAUGACUUUGAAGAUCCUCUUCAGAAAAGCCUGUCAUCUCUGGAGCUUCCAGGGGUUGCCACUGUGGCAAAUGCCAUGUCACGACAGAAUUCGUUCAGCUUCGCUGGUUCAGUUAAUGAAGCUAGGCAUGGGGAUGAUGCCAAACAUGGGGGGCCUUCUAGCAUAUAUGAAUAUGGUUCAAAGCAAAAGCACAAAUUGAAUGAUCCAGGUCGUGAUCUUUCGCUUCAAGUUUUGGAGAAAUUCUCACUGGUUACAAAGUUUGCUCGCGACACAACAUCGAGUCUCUUUCGGGAAAAUCAUAGUAGUGGUUCUCAUGCUUAUGGACGGCAAAAACAGGAACAUGUUUGGGACAACAGAAUAAGCGAUAAAUACAAAGAUCAGCAAAUAACACAAGAUGACACUUCUGUGCUCUCAGAUUCGACAGAGUCUGAUGAGUUGCUGCUAGUGUGGGGUAAAAAGAGAGGCAGCCCAUUAACCGUCGAUGAGUGGAGAGCUUUCUUAGAUCCUGAAGGUAGAAUUAUGGAUUCAAAGGCACUGAGGAAAAAGGUUUUCUAUGGCGGUGUUGAUCAUGUCCUUAGAAAGGAGGUCUGGAAAUUCUUGUUGGGGUAUCAUGAAUAUGAUUCAACACAAGCUGAGAGGGAAUAUCUUGCUGCCAUGAAACGAGAAGAAUACGAAGCCAUUAAAUCCCAGUGGAAGAGUAUCUCAGCCACGCAAGCUAAAAGGUUCACCAAGUUUAGGGAAAGAAAAGGCCUUAUUGACAAGGACGUGGUGAGAACAGAUAGGGCUGUUCCGUUCUAUGAAGGGGAUGACAAUCGGAAUGUUGUAGUUCUACGUGACAUCUUGUUGACAUAUUCCUUCUAUAAUUUUGACCUUGGUUAUUGUCAAGGAAUGAGUGAUUUUUUGGCACCUAUACUUCAUGUCAUGGAAGAUGAGUCGGAAUCAUUUUGGUGCUUUGCUUCUCUGAUGGAACGACUAGGAGGAAAUUUUAACCGUGACCAGAAUGGCAUGCAUGCUCAACUUCUUGCAUUGUCGAAGCUUGUGGAGCUUCUCGAUCCUCCAUUGCAUAACUAUUUUAGGCAGAAUGACUGUUUGAACUACUUCUUCUGUUUCCGUUGGGUUCUUAUACAAUUCAAAAGGGAGUUCAGUUUUGACCAGAUCAUGCUUUUGUGGGAAGUUUUGUGGACUCAAUAUUUGUCAGAACAUUUCCACCUGUACUUGUGCGUCGCUAUCUUGAAAAGGUACCGUCAGCGGAUAAUCGGGGAAGGGAUGGACUUCGACACCCUUCUCAAGUUCAUAAAUGAGCUCAGUGGUCAGAUCAAUAUUGACCAGGCUAUUCAGGAUGCAGAGGCAUUAUGUACCAUUGCAGGUGAUAACGGGGCCGCUUGCAUUCCACCUGGAACCCCGCCUUCUUUGCCGGUCGAGACUGAUGGUGGCCUGUACUUACAAGAAGAUGACGUCUUGUGAGACAUAAAAUGUGAUCAGUUGCAAGUUCCUAUCUGUGGAAGAAUUACGAAAUCGCACUGUUGUAUGUAUAUAUGUACCUUAAUGGAUCUCUAGGCUCUAGCUGACAAUACACUGCUUUUGCUUAAUGCGAAUGGAUUAUCUAGAAGACGCCUUAUUUUGCUUUA